Molecule: messenger RNA, 672 nt
Organism: Dothidotthia symphoricarpi CBS 119687
Lineage: Eukaryota; Fungi; Ascomycota; Dothideomycetes; Pleosporales; Dothidotthiaceae
Exons: 1
Coding region: 1-672 (223 amino acids)
Source: RefSeq, a predicted model, not a curated record
AUGCCAGCGUAUAAUGGUCGGGGGCUAUAUUCUACUGGGAAUAUCGUUGAUAUACCGUUAUGCUGGGCCGGGAAAGAUUUACACGACGGCUCCAUGUACCCGUACGUCUACGAGUCUACGCUGCCUCAACACCGGCUCAACGAAGGCAAAACUCCACGGCCGUCUCAGAACGAAUACCCGGUGUGGUACUUUCUAACAGGCACGCUAGCGCGUGCAGACAAGCUUCAGAGACUGUUGAAGCUCGAUGUAGAACCCGAAACAAAGUUGGCCAGCAUCACAUCGUUGAGAGAAGCUAGCGAACGGCAAUGCAAGGCCUUGGUGGAAUUGCCUCUGUACGACUCAUCUCAUGCGCAUCACCAUACUACUGGCACCGCCUAUCUUGUGAAGAACGAGCGGGAGGAAGAAGCGAUGCGAUACUUCAAAACGUCUUUCUUCCAAGUCAAACGCACCAAGAUCAGACUCCAUGCAAGAACAGAUUCCGACGAGCCGGAACAUGUCGACGGACUGGUUUUCGCGCUUGUGGGCUCUCAGGAGAUCUUGAGAGAGAUGGUAUCGUGGCCUAUCGCACAGAUGCCAAACGGUGUAGGCAGUAUGCGGAGAACACCAGCCUUCAUACCGGAACCCGCCAUGCCACAUCGUCCAAAGCCCUACAGGCGCUACCCAAUUGAUUGA